AUGCCACGGUCGACGAAUAAUGCCUCGGACGAGCGCAGACUAUUCCCGACCUACGGAAAAUCGCAGAAUGAGGUUCGCAUCACUCCAGGGCAAACAUUCAACGGGUCGAAAUCCCGGGCGGUACAGAGACAUGCUUUCAAACCAGUUGACCGAAUAUCACAGAGAGGGCUCAAGGAUAGCGGUCCUGUGCGAGCUUCAGGGGCGUCGAACACAACCCAUGGUAGGCAGAAUUCACCAGUUUCUCGACAUCCUCUUAGCUCUCCGACAUUGCACGACGAUGAUAAUAGAGUUCUGAAGCGCAUGCGUCGUGCUCCUGAUCAAAUCAUUCAUUUAGUAGACGAUGACGACGUACAGGUUGUUGUGCGUUCACCUAAACACAACACUUCCCGCGCUAGACGCUCUCCUUCGGUGGUCAGUGUUGAGUCGGCAGCUUCAAAAAAUGAUAUAGUCUAUGAUCAUCAAGUUCCCCAAUCGGGAUACGAUAAGAAGCAUGCAAAGGCGUUUAAGAAAGAAAGACAGUCGCGAAGUCCUUUGCAAGAGAAUCAAUUUUCCAAACCUAAGAAAUCAUAUCAGGACAAGGAAGUACCUGCGAAUCACAAUGUGGAAAAUCAACAACACGAGGUCAUUUCAGAGGAUGACAAAUUUCGUCCAGGUUCAGAGGCUAGUGAAAGCCUUGAUGAGCUGCAGAGAGAUUUCUUAACAGCUUCUAAAUCUCGGCCCAUUCUCAAAAAAGCCAUUAGAACCGAGUUUCCUAUGGAAGAACCCCCCGAAACAGAUGACAGCAGAGUCAGCCGAAGAAAUUCUCCAAGUGAUAUUCCACCUACGGUAUUUGGUAUCUCAAAGAAGAAUCAUAAGAAGAAAAAGAAUAAGAAAGAAGGCAAGCCACACCGACAUCUGUUUAAUGUCAAAUUCUUUCGAUAUGGCGAUAUUGAAUUUAAAGAUCAAGACCUACGAUUAUCUAUUGACGAAAAGGAUAAUACUAUCGGUCUUCUCGAGCCCUUUUCCCAUGAAAGGAUACCGAUUCGUCGGGUGUCCUCGGUUCUGCGGGGUUCCAACGGCAAUUCGAAGGUCCGAUUCAAGCUAAGCAUGACAGAGGGUUCCAUGAAUCAAUCGGUGGAUCUAGAAUUCAGAAAUGACCAGGAACAAGCCCGACUUUGCGAUAUUCUUCAGAGGAAAGGCAUCACCACCGUGAGUAAAGAAGGGCCAUGGAUGGACAAGGCUUUUGCGAAUAUCCCCAAAAAUGAACCACGUCAUUUAAAACGGCCCAAUAUAGAAACCGUAGAAACGAGCUCUAAGGCUACAGAAGAACCCAGACAGGAUCCUGUCAAGCGUCAGAAAUUAUCAACAUCUUUGCAAGGUGAUAAUGGUGUCCAAUCGGGUCUGAAACAGCCUCCACGCCGAUUACCUAUAUCAAUUGAGACACCUUAUAAACGCCAAGAAGAUGGAUCAGUUAACAUCCCUGUAAAGAAACACAUCGGCUUUCGCGAGCAACGUGAAACCCGGUCAAAGGUACGCCAGAGCCUUGUCGACCUAAUCGACGACGAGCCAGUUUCUGCUAGUGAUCCAGUCAACGGUACACUGUCAGGGACGCUUGUCUAUCCACGUGAAGGAAGGCAUAAAGCAGAGGUUCAUGGCUCCGAUAUUGAGCGUCUGCAUGAUCCGGCGGAAUUCCUCAAUGAUAAUCUGAUUACCUUCUACCUUCGUUUCCUAGAACAUCACCUUGAACGUAAUAACCCUGAUGUUGCUAAACGGGUUUACUUUUUCAAUUCCUACUUCUUCGAAAUACUUACAAAGACUGCGAACGGAAAAAGGGGAAUCAAUUACGAAGGCGUUCAGAAGUGGACGCGAAAUGUGGACCUCUUCAGCCGUGACUAUGUCAUAGUUCCUAUCAAUCAAGAAGCUCACUGGUAUGUUGCAAUCAUUUGCAACCUCGCCUCUCUAGGAAAGCCUAAAGAGAAAAGCGUUGAGCCUGUGUCUCCGCCGCAAAGUAUUCCUGUCAGCUCUUUGAAACAGGUGGAAGAGAUCCCAGAGACUCCGCCUCCUGAACGAGUAGAUGCGCGUGAAGAGAAUACUCGUGAGUCAUUUGCUUCGAUGAAUAUAACCGAAUCUACUUCGAGUUCACAACAAAAGGGAGGUCACGAUUCUGAAGAUGACUGGCCAGAGAAGGAAGAAAACCAAGUUUCGCACCCUACAAAAAUUCGAAAUGAUGAGCCUUUUGGUGCUAUUGAGAUGGACACAGGAAAGGGAAAUGUAGACGAAGGCAAAAAUCCAAAACGAAAGGGGCCAAGUCUUUCAGUUGAUCAACCCACUAUAGUCACUUUUGACUCACUGGGGCUCUCAAGGCAACCUGCGAUAAAAGUCCUGCGGACUUACCUUAUUGAGGAAGCUGUUUCCAAACGGUCUUUGAACCUUGAUCCCAAGGAUAUUAAAGGAAUGACAGCUAAAGAGAUUCCUUUGCAACCAAACUUUUCUGACUGCGGUCUUUAUCUGCUUGCUUAUUUGGAAAAGUUUGUGCAAGACCCUGAUACCUUUAUGCAAAGACUUUUGCGGAAACAGAUGAGCGCAGAAGGCGAUUGGCCAGCGCUGAAAUCUGGUCUGUUAAGGCAAAGGCUUCGAGGUUUCCUUCUCAGGCUCCAACAGGAGCAAAAGGAUUCAGCCACAGAAUCGUUAGUUGAUGUACAACCGAUAUCAUAUCUCCUCGGCCCUUCUGCUUCCAAGGCACUUGAAACUACAGAUCAGCCUUUAAACGCUCUCCCGCCUGCAGAGGCCGAAGUGGUACCCGAGCCCGUUCUGAGAGCCAGGGAAACAUGUCAGGACGAAGAUACAGCUCCAAACUUUGAUGAAAUCGAAGUUAUUCGGGAAACCCAGCUAUCCCAGCUUCAAAAUGCUGAAUCAGCACCUGCACUCCAGGAAGUCCCUACAAAGACAGAACCAAAUACCACGCAGCCAUACGUCGAAAAGAAAGACACGGCAAAGAUAAUCGAAGAGCCAAAGACACCAGAGCCCAACCCCCCUGCUUUGAAAACCGAGAAUUCUAGUCUGGUGAUUGUUUCAUCCCCGAAAUCGACACGCAAAGGGAAGAAGAAACAUUCUUCGUCAGAGAUCACGCAGUCACCAAAGCAUAGCAAACACAAACAAACCAAAUCCGAUUUAAUAUGGGACGAGAUUGGGAAUUUUCUCGCUGCUGAUGAUCCAGUGCCGAAGAACAAUGUGGUAGUAGAAGUUCCUAGAGUCCAGGUGCCGGGAACACCACCGCCAGUAGGGAAUGCUGGAAAAGCCAUAGCCAGCCCUCGACAAUCGAAGUCGAAAAGGAAAACUAACUAG
Molecule: messenger RNA, 3324 nt
Organism: Talaromyces proteolyticus
Lineage: Eukaryota; Fungi; Ascomycota; Eurotiomycetes; Eurotiales; Trichocomaceae
Exons: 4
Coding region: 1-3324 (1107 amino acids)
Biological process (GO): protein desumoylation
Cellular component (GO): cytoplasm; nucleus
Molecular function (GO): SUMO-specific endopeptidase activity
Source: RefSeq, a predicted model, not a curated record